AUGGCCAAACGCCUCAGACUCCGGCUGUGGCUGGACCAGCAGGCCAGACCGCCGACUUUCAUGGAUGAGCUCAGUGAUGGACUGUUGCAAGGAGAGCAGUCAUCGCCGGCGAGGGUCCCGAAGGUUAUGGAUAGGCAAUCCGAUGAGACGUUGGUUCUUUCGCGGUCCAUGAUGUCCGACCUAUGCUCGAUCUGGUUCGAGAAGUAUCAUCGCUGGUUUCCCAUUUUGCACCAGCCAACUUUCGACCAGAUCAUAGAUCAACCGAACGUCGUAGUACCAUCGGACCGACGAAUGGUGAUAGAUGCCAUUGCAGUCGCGACAAUGGAGCACUACGAGGUGCUGUCGGUCGACCCCGCCCAAAGGCAGCAGUUGCAAGACAACAUAGCUGCUUCGGUGUUGAGAAGAGCGAUUGCCACGGCGUCAUUGGCAUCGGUACAGGCGUUGUUGAUCUUGUCUGCAUUGUCGUAUGGCCAUGGGAAGCUGAUGGAAGCGUGGAAUAUGCUCGCGAUCUGCCGUCGUAUCGCCUUACAUCUGAGUUCCGACAUAAUGACUGACCAGAGCACUCCGACCGCCACGACUCCAACAGCACUUCGAAGGCUGCCGACGCAUACCAACCUCGUGGUUACGGACGAAGGAAAGAUACGCGCCUUCUGGAUGACGAGAAUGCUCGAAAACAUUUCGGUAAUCGGGGCCAGAUAUGAAGCGGGUUCUACAACUGUUCCGGGAGACCCGCUGUUACCAUGCAGUGACUCUUUCUGGACAUCCCCGAAUAUGGUCAUGGGCGAGGGCCAAGUCAGGCCUUUCGGGUAUUAUUGCUCAGCUUUCAGUCUCAGCAUCAUACUGGCAGUUAGUGAGCUGUCGUACGUCCAUCAAUUUCUCCGGAAGCCUGUCAAUAUGGCUUGCUUUGCAGAACGCGACACUUGGCAAAGUGAAGCUCAGCAGAUUGAUGAGAGGUUGACAGCUUGGCGGGAUGAGUUCGUCGCAGCAUUCUUCCGGCUAGCGAACGCAGAACAUGCCCAUCACGAGCGGGCGGAGAUGGACGCUUACAUAGUUCUCACCGACUGUGUAUUGAACACUGCGGUCAUCACUCUGCUUCAUAGAAGAUCGCCUUGUCCAGCCGGCAUCGAUCAGGUCGUUGAGCCGUGGGCAUUCGCAAGUAGUAGAUUCGUGUAUGCGAGCGAGAACACAGCCUUCAAGAUCCGACAGAUGCACGAAGAUGAACUUGUGAACUGUCAUCCUCACUCGCCAUUUUCGAUAUUUGUGGCAGCCAGGUUCUACAUCGUGCAUUCCAAGGCGCUGGAUGCCAAUGUUCCAACCAAUCUGCAUUCGCUGGCCUUCGCUUUGCACACGUGUGGAAAGCACUGGGCUCUUGCCCGACUUUUCGAGCGCAUCAUACGCAUAGCUGUGGCAGAGUAUCGAACGCCGAUAGCAGCUUCGACAGUUCCGAGGGAGUUCUAUGAUCUGCGACUGACGACUUUCGAGAUUGCAGAGUCACUGAUUGAGUGGGCCCAAGGUCCGGGGACACAUGCAGCAGCAAAUAUAGGGUCAACGCAGUCCCAUGCGACUGCUACAUUCAUGCGAAUGGCAGUGGAUGUGCUUGCCUGA
This is a messenger RNA of Fulvia fulva, 1605 nucleotides long. Its product is annotated as Notoamide biosynthesis cluster transcriptional coactivator. Bases 1 to 1605 code for a protein of 534 amino acids. NCBI's taxonomy places the organism in Eukaryota, Fungi, Ascomycota, Dothideomycetes, Mycosphaerellales, Mycosphaerellaceae. The transcript has a single exon. Gene Ontology annotation, cellular component: nucleus. The record is from RefSeq and is a predicted model, not a curated record. Gene Ontology annotation, molecular function: DNA binding; zinc ion binding. Gene Ontology annotation, biological process: DNA-templated transcription.